AUGGUGGGCAAGAAAUCCGGAAAGGCGCUCCUACGGGAUGAGGGCCUCGAAAGGACGGAUAACAAUAUGGACCUCUCCAGCUGGCCUGUGAUUCCCGCCAUAAAUCAGAAAAACUACUACACCGACUACCUCAAGCGCGACGAUCAGUACCUAGCGUUCAGACUGCAAAAUGAAGAGAAUCGGAAUCGGAUGGCCAAAAAAGCCAAAGAUCGUGAUCGCGCCAUGGCAAUGGAAAAGGCCAAUGACUCAGGGAUAGCGGAACCGGAGGCGGAGAUGGACGGUGAUACAAAUAUGGAAGAAGCCGAAGAGGCUGCUACGGAAGCGAUAGGCUCAAAGGUCGUCGUUAUUCAUGUCGGCAGCCAGAAUCUGCGCAUUGGUUUAUCGAGUGACGCACUGCCGAAAACCGUCCCUAUGGUGAUAGCGCGAAAGUCAACUACCAACGAAGCCGAAGACCAAGAGGAGCCUCGCCCAAAGAGGUUGAAGCUGGAUGACGGUUCCGAGAUGGAGCCGGAGAAGAAGUUCGGCCCAGAGUUCUCUUCGCAAUAUACGACCAUGAUGGCCGACCUCAAAACGCACAUGCGUCAAAACAAGCGUCGGACUCUGCCGAACUCCAAGGAAAUGGUGAUCAACUAUAACCGACGGACAGUACCAGAGACAAUUUCAGAACACAACGAUCCAAUGCGAGUCGAAUGGACUGAAAUUCCAGACCCGGCACCCGAAUACAUCGUGGGACAACCGGCUUUACGGAUACCGGAUGAGUCAAAGCCCCGCUACAAGCUUUACUGGCCGAUAAAACAUGGGUGGUGUAAUGAGGAAGACUAUGAUAACAAGAGACUUCUGUUUCUUGACAUCUCGAUUAUCCUGGAGGAUGCGAUUAAGACCCAGCUGGGUCUCACAAGCAAGAAAGAUUGGCCGCAAUACUCCUGUGUGUUUGUGAUUCCAGACCUCUUCGACAAGUCAUACGUCACCCAGAUUCUUGAGAUGCUCAUGAGAGAGUUCUCGUUCGCUCGGGUGUGCUUCAUUCAGGAGAGCUUGGCGGCUACCUUUGGCGCUGGAUUUACCUCGGCCUGUGUCGUUGACAUUGGCGCGCAAAAGACAUCAAUAUGUUGCGUGGAGGAAGGGAUGUGUGUCGAAAACUCACGAGUGAACCUGAAAUAUGGUGGAGCCGAUGUGACCGAGCUGUUUAUCAAAAUGAUGCUUUACGAUCACUUCCCCUAUGAAGAGAUAAACCUCUGGCGCAGGUAUGACUUCCUGCUAGCCGAGGAGUUGAAAAAGAACGUAUGCACUAUGAACGAAGCCAGUGUUUCAGUGCAGGUUUUUGAUUUCCACCUUCGAGUUGCCGGCCAAGACACUCCUACUCCGAGCCGCUCGCAACAACUGAAUGCUCUCAGCCGCGUGCAGGAAGCCGAGGCCACCCCUCGCUCGUCUGUUGCAGGCUCUCCUGGGCCCGAAAGUACCCCGCAGGCUGGAGGCGCCGCAACCCCUGCGCCCGCUGGACAGGGCCAAAACACGUCUCAACCCCGUGCUCCCACGAUUGAGGAGCGAGAUGAUAUCCUCCCGGUGUACCCAUUAGACAAGGCAAUUCUCACCUCGAUCAUGCAUGCUGCUCGUUCAGACGAGCGCAAGAUGCGAGACUUCCUCGGUGGAAUCAUGGUCGUCGGUGGGGGAAGCCUGCCGAGCUUUGCCAAGGAGAUCAUGAUCGGUACGCCUCCAAGAGACCUUGAUCCGCAAGUAGUUGUGUGGAAGGGCGCCAGCGUGUUCGGGAAACUCAGUGGGACGAACGAUAGUUGGAUCAGCCAGCUAGAGUACGACCGUCUAGGACACCGUCUGCUUGCAUACAAAUGCAUGUGGGCUUACUGA
Molecule: messenger RNA, 1860 nt
Organism: Aspergillus nidulans FGSC A4
Lineage: Eukaryota; Fungi; Ascomycota; Eurotiomycetes; Eurotiales; Aspergillaceae
Product: putative chromatin remodeling complex subunit (Arp8)
Exons: 6
Coding region: 1-1860 (619 amino acids)
Biological process (GO): CENP-A containing chromatin assembly
Cellular component (GO): Ino80 complex
Source: RefSeq, a predicted model, not a curated record